CAGAGGUAACAAGGGGCGGCUGAGCUGGCAUCACCUGGGCACUCAGCUCCUUUCCAGUCCACGGUGGCAUCAGAGGUCUCCUGUGACAGGCUGCCCAACGCCACCAAAAAGCCCUGCGCGCUGCUGGGUGCAUGUGGGGCAAAGGGGAACAUUUUUCAGCCAGAAAGCCUGUGGAGGUGGGCAGUGGGUGGAAAAAUGGUCUAAAGAAAACAAGGGCACGGCCCUCACUUGUAUUCUGAGUGCUCAACACUGCAUGUCCAGGCAGCAUCCCUGUAUUUUUCUCAGGCAACGUGUCCCGUUUCCGUGGUCCAUACACGUCCUUCUUUUCUCUCAGUCUGAUCAGCAGGUCCUUGCCCCAUCCUGCUGGCUUCCUGCCUCCUCUGCUUGUUUUCCUGCACAGGGGACACAGAGCUCUUGUGCUCUCUGCAAACUCGUCCUGAAGACUGGCCGGUUUUCCUCCGCUCCUUUGCCAGUAAGGUCAUAAUCCCAGCGGAUCUCACCCAGUAAUUCUUCACACAGCCCAAACUUCGCUCUCAUGACGCUCGGGGUCCUGACUUUGCUUUCUGCGAGGCCCGUCCUCCUCUACAUCACACACUCUCCCAGGAAGCAUGGCCACUACAGCCCAGAGCACCUCCCAUCUGCCGCUCCUGAAUGAGCUCCUCUGGCUUGGAGACAACCACGUCCCAGAAGGGUUCUUUUAGGACUGCUCUGCCGAAUACCCAGGCCAGGAAGGCACCCUCAACACACUCCAGGCCUCUUUGGGAUUUUUUGCAUCCUGCCCUGUUGCUUUCCCAGCAGAUGUCUGGGUGCUUGAAAUCCUCCACCACAUCGCCCCACUCAGUCAAUUUGUAGCAGACCCUGACCGCUAGCUGUCCUUUAUUGCCUGGUCCCUGUUUGUCACCCACCAGCUCACAACCUGAUGGUGGCUGCUCCUCAGAGGCAGCUCUUCACACGCUACCAACCCACUAACACACAGGGCAAUUCCCCCACCCGUCUCUCCCUGCCCAUCUCUUCUGAAAAGCUUGCAGCCCUCAGUGGCUGCGCUCCAGCCACGUGAAUUAUACCUCAUCUGUGACCACAGCUGGGUUGCACUUCUCUAAUUGCACCAUGGCUUCCAGCUUCUGCUUAUCACCAAGGCUGCAUGCUUUAGGGGUGUAAAGGCACUUCAGACAGGCUAUUGGCAACAUUACCUUCUAGGAAGAGCGCUCGCAAGAUCCUGUAAGAAGAACCUGAGGAUUUUUCCCCAUUAUUUUUCGAUAAUGACAGCAUUUCCUGGGCCUUCUCCAUUGCAUACAACUCCCUCCCCUACCCCCAUCAAAUGCAGUUUAAAUACGGGGCAAUCCAUCCACACAGCUUGCUUCCCUCAGCUCCUCCUGCUCAGUUCUGUUCCACCUGCUGCCCACAUACCACAACUCUCAAAGCCCUCUCGAGGAUCACACAAUCCAAAGCCAUGAUUGAGACACCAUCCACGCAGCCAGUCACUUACCUGACCCAUUCUGCUCCUUCUUUCCAGGUCCCAGCUGCCAAAUAGGAGCAGAGAGGUGAACUCUACAUGCAUUCUUGAUUACCUCAAGGUCCUCCCAAGAGAUGUAAAGUCUCUUUCAACAUUUGGCAGUGUCAUUGCCACACCUGCUGAGAACCACAAGGUUCCUUGCACCACAGACCCUGCAAUAGAGCCUGGUGAAAAUGGCACCCCUGCUUUCUCACUGGCCCACCAAGCAGUGCCACAGCAAGGCAUGCCUCAUGUCAUGCUCUGUAUGGUUGCUUUCUCCAUUCUGGGCCAUGGCGUAUUUGUGUUCCUGGCUGCCCCAUUUGCCUUAGUUUCCAGUUAUCAAGGUGCUCCAUGAAGCACACUUGAUGCACGUGCCUUCUCACGUGCCUUCACCCGUCUGCAUAAUUAAGUUGGGUUCACAUGAACACAUCCCUGCACGUUUCAAGGCCACAUUUUACGUUUGUGUUUCUGCACGUUCUUUAUGGCUGCCUCUCUCUCUCCAUCUCCUGUGUGGGACAGGAAAAAGGGCCUGGACCAGGCGCUAUUUCACCACAUACAAACUCACCUUCCAAACUCCUAACCAGCAAUUUGCCUUAAAAAGCAAAGCCAUUUCUGGCCUCUGUAAGGCUGGCUCCCAGCCAGGAGCUGUGUCCCUGUCAUUUCACAGAGCUGCAGAGAUUAAACAGAGAAGAACAGGUCUGUACAAGCCCAAUGUGGGUGGGGUGGAAGUUCAGCAAGCUAUAAGAAGCAUUUGGGCGCUGAGCAAACAACGUAUGGAAUAGGAGAAGCAGGAGAAGCAACAUGGGAGAGCUGCGUGUCCGCUCCGUUCUGGUGACUGGGGCCAACCGGGGAAUCGGCCUCGGGCUGGUCCGGCACCUGCUGGCAUUGCCAAACCCACCUGAGUGGGUCUUUGCAACUUGUCGCGACCCCAAGGGACAGCGAGCGCAGGAGCUGCAGAAAUUGGCCUCCAAGCACCCCAACCUGGUCACUGUCCCGCUCGAAGUCACCGAUCCCGCCAGCAUCAAGGCGGCCGCAGCCAGCGUCGGGGAGCGCCUCAAGGGCUCGGGGCUGAACCUCCUCAUCAACAACGCUGGGAUCCUAAGGCCGAACAAGCUUGACAAUGAAACACUGAAGGACAUGGCUGAGGUGUACAUGACCAACACCAUUGCACCUCUGCUGCUCUGCCAGGCGUUCCUGCCACUGCUGAAGAAGGCAGCCCAGGGGAGCCCUGGCUCAGGGAUGGGCUGCAGCAAGGCAGCCAUCGUCAACAUUUCCAGCAUUGGAGGAUCUAUCAAAGAAAUGUAUUUAUGGGAAGGCAUACAAGCAGUCAAUUAUCGCUGUAGCAAGGCUGCUCUCAACAUGCUCACCAGGUGCCAGUCCAUGGGGUACCGCGAACACGGCAUCCUCUGUGUCGCUUUCCAUCCUGGCUGGGUGCAGACAGACAUGGGGGUAACAGCCGGACACACGCCCCCCGUGACGGUGGACGCGAGCGUAGGAGGGAUGCUGAAGGUGCUCUCCAAGCUCUCCGAGAAGGACAGCGGGUCCUUCCUGGACUGGGAAGGGAACGCUGUGGCCUGGUGAGGUGCUGGCCCGGCCUCGUGCCUGGAUCCUGGCACUGACCCCUCUGCUGCUGCCUUCCCCCUCCAUAAAACCAUAUCUGACAACA
Messenger RNA from Lagopus muta (rock ptarmigan), 3158 nucleotides. Its product is annotated as C-factor-like. The transcript has 6 exons. The record is from RefSeq and is a predicted model, not a curated record. Bases 2294 to 3073 code for a protein of 259 amino acids. NCBI's taxonomy places the organism in Eukaryota, Metazoa, Chordata, Aves, Galliformes, Phasianidae.